Messenger RNA from Manis pentadactyla (Chinese pangolin), 957 nucleotides. RefSeq names its product olfactory receptor 52E8-like. NCBI's taxonomy places the organism in Eukaryota, Metazoa, Chordata, Mammalia, Pholidota, Manidae. The record is from RefSeq and is a predicted model, not a curated record. Gene Ontology annotation, molecular function: G protein-coupled receptor activity; olfactory receptor activity. Gene Ontology annotation, cellular component: membrane. The coding region runs from base 4 to 957 and encodes 317 amino acids. Gene Ontology annotation, biological process: G protein-coupled receptor signaling pathway. The transcript has a single exon.
ACAAUGGCAGAGAGAAUGUCUGUGCCUAAUGAAACCCAAUUCCACCCUUCUUCGUUCCUUCUGCUGGGCAUCCCAGGAAUAGAAGAUGUGCACGUCUGGGUCGGGUUCCCCUUCCUCUUUGUGUACCUUGUUGCCGUCCUGGGCAACGCUGCUGUGCUGUUUGUCAUCUGGACUGAGCACAGCCUCCAUGAGCCCAUGUACUACUUCCUGGCCAUGCUGGACUCCAUCGACCUGGGCUUGUCCACAGCCACCAUCCCCAAAAUGCUGUGCAUCUUCUGGUUCCACCUCAAGGAUAUAUCUUUUGAAAGCUGCCUUUCCCAGAUGUUCUUCAUCCACUUCUUCACUGCCAUGGAGAGCAUCGUGCUGGUCACCAUGGCCUUUGACCGCUACAUUGCCAUUUGUAAACCCCUUCACUACACCGUCAUCCUCAGCAGCAAAACCAUCAGCAUCAUUGCAGGUGCUGGUGUCCUGCGGAGCCUGUGCAUGGUGGCCCCCCUGGUGUUCCUCCUCCUGAGGCUGCCCUUCUGUGGGCACCGUGUCAUCCCUCACACCUACUGUGAGCACAUGGGCAUUGCCCACUUGUCCUGUGCCAGCAUCAAAGUGAACAUAAUAUUUGGUCUUGGGGACAUGUCUAUUUUAUUAUUUGAUGUGCUUCUUAUUAGUCUUUCCUAUGUCAGGAUCCUGUAUGCUGUCUUCUGCCUGCCCUCCUGGGAAGCUCGGUUCAAAGCCCUCAACACCUGUGGCUCACAUAUUGGAGUUAUUUUAGCCUUUUUCACACCAGCAUUUUUCUCUUUCUUGACACAUCGUUUUGGCCAUAGUGUCCCCCAAUAUAUCCACAUCCUCUUAGCCAACCUAUAUGUGGUUGUUCCACCAGCCCUCAAUCCUGUAAUCUAUGGGGUCAGGACCAGGCAGAUUAGGGAGAUUGUUUUGAGGAUUUUCUUUUUGAAAGAUGAUUAA